Molecule: messenger RNA, 6482 nt
Organism: Epinephelus moara (kelp grouper)
Lineage: Eukaryota; Metazoa; Chordata; Actinopteri; Perciformes; Serranidae
Exons: 11
Coding region: 2143-4056 (637 amino acids)
Biological process (GO): cytokine-mediated signaling pathway; immunoglobulin mediated immune response
Cellular component (GO): external side of plasma membrane
Molecular function (GO): cytokine receptor activity
Source: RefSeq, a predicted model, not a curated record
CUUCACAUCUUACCUCCUGAUACCCAUUAUGUAUGCUAUUCAACAAAAAUUAAAUCACUGUGAGGUUGGCCCAUUGCAAGGUUUACUAGUAAAGACUUUGAUCUUUUAAAAUAUUUCCCAAGCCCAAUUGAAGUUUAAAUCAAAAUCAACUUAACCAUCUUCAUAUUCAGCACUCCUUUUUGUGAUAUCCUCGCAGUUUGGGUGUUAACCAGUCCUAAAAUAACAAAAUCCAGAGGUCUCUUGAAUGCAUUCAAGUCCAAGACAAGGCUGAGACCUUCAAAAAGUGGUCUCGAGGCCAAGACUGAUCUCAAGCACUACAACACUGCUGCAGGAAUGUCCGCCAGAGCUGCUGCCAAUGAAGCUGUCUUGUCAUGUCUGUGAAUGUGGCAGUACAUCCAACCAGCCUCACAUCCGCAGUCCAAUUUGCAUCCAUCCAUCCAUCCAUUUUCGUAACCGCUUAUCCUCUUGAGGGUCGCGGGGGGGCUGGAGCCUAUCCCAGCUGACAUUGGACGAGAGGCAGGGUACACCAUGGACAGGUCGCCAGACUAUCGCACGGCUUACAUGUAGAGACAGACAACCAUUCACACUCACAUUCACACCUACGGACAAUUUAGAGUCACCAAUUAACCUGCAUGUCUUUGGACUGUGGAGGAAGCCGGAGUACCCGGAGAAAACCCACGCUGACACGGGGAGAACAUGCAAACUCCGCACAGAAGGCCUCCCUCCUGGAAUCGAACCAAUUUGCAUUUAUAUAUAUUUUUUUUAUUGGAAAACAAAGUUGUAUUUAGGACACAAGUCAGUGGAUAACUUGGGCUCUUAAUUUUAAUUACAUAAAAGCUAUAUCUUGAAUCGUCAUCACUGUCUGUUGUUGGCACUACUGUCAGUUUUCAUGGAGCGUCAAAAUCUCAUCACUGCUGUGGAAAUACUGAUUCCCAGACAAGUACUAAUCAAAACUGUAUAACAGGAAACCUUAAAGCUCAGGCCAACAGUAAUCACUUGAUAAGGCUACCUGUGGUUAACCAUAGCGCCGAUUCUUCUGAAUGAUGCUUUCCUAUCAGAUAUAAACUCUUACUGAAACUGACCUGACUUUCAGUUUAACUGAUAAAUGAAUUAUGAUUUGAAUACAGACAAGUUGUUUUCUAUGAGCAUGAUAAUACACCCACAUCCAGCAUCUGUCAGGGCAAAGUGCUGUGUUUCAGCAGUCUGAUUUCUCUGCCUUUAAUGCAUCUGGAUAUUUUGUUGUGAUUACUGUGAUUGCACUUAAUUCAGGUUUUAUACAGCAAAAUCCUGCCUCUAUCCUCACUGAGGAGUAGUAGUGGAUUACAGUUGUCAGGUUGGUGAAUUUACAGAUCUGUCAUGAUUUGGUAAAUGUGGGCUUUGGCCCAAAAGCAGGACUCAAAGCUCAAGCAGGUAGAGAUAAAAGACUGUCUUUACUGCAACCAAGCAGGGACACAAAGAAGGCAGACUUAUCCAAGCAGGGAGCAGGCGAAAAGGCAGGACUCCAAAGGCAGUCAACAGGCAGAUGAGCAAAGACACUGGGACACUUAGUGAAGAGUACAUUAGAGAAUCUGAUAGGAAACAAGUAUAAAUGUGCUGGUAUAUAUGCCUUCAGGGCUGAUGAGCAAAGUAGGAGCAGGUGUAUAGUGGGAAGGGACGUCAGGUGACAUGGGCUGGAAAGACAGUCUGAGGGCAUCUAGUGGAUGGUUUGAGGAUAGAAGGUCCGGGUAAGAAUGCAUUCAAGUACGAGACAAGGCCGUGACCUUCAAAAAGUGCUCUCGAGGCCAAGGUCCGGGAGGUGAAAGGGGACUAUAAGGCCUGGAGAACGUGAGCAGGGGCGCCACUGCAGCUUUGGUAUCCAGAGCCACAAUAGGACAGACUUCGUCACAGAAAAGGACUCUGCUACAAAACCACUUGACAUCAAAUAGAGUGAAACCAGCACUUUGAAGCACACCCUGAGCAGCUCACCGACAGAGUGUCUGCCAUCUCUCUGCACAGAAUGAGAAGAAAAUGGAAGCAGUGAGUUACGCCCCGAUGCAAGAACAAUCCAUCAAACCGCCGCAUCUGCGAGUCACCUAGCUUUGGAAACCAACCAUCCAGCUGGUUUGAGAUCUCCAAAAAAAAGGAAGAUUGAUGACAUCAUAAAUGGAGAGAAAUAAGGAAACCCUUCUGCUGUGUCUUCUUCUUUUGGCUUUUGUUCAUGUCUGCCCUAUCCAAAACUGUCCGAGCGUACCAGAUAACGUUCACAGAGAUCUCACCUGCCACAGUGACUACAAUCGUACCAUCACUUGUGUGUGGAACAGCGUGCCUGAUCAUACAGACAGUGUGUGCACAAUUGACGCAAAAUGGAAAGGUCAAUAUACCAGCCUCAGCAAUUCAUGUAACCUGGAGCCUGUUGACGCCUCCCGACCAACGCUAAGGAAGUGCUCAAUGAUGUUCAAAAGAGAUGGCGCUCUGAAAGCCAGCGACUUUGUAUUUCAGCGCACUCAUAACAUCUCCAUUAAUGUGAGCUGUAAACCUGGGAACCAAAGUUUGAACAUUUUCUUCAUGCCAGCUUGUCACAUAAAGCUGAAUCCUCCGCCAAAACCAGCUAUCAACUCUACCACCGCUUCCUGGUUUCCUCAAAUUUUGCCCCAGCAAAGGAGUUCUUACUGCACCCAACUGCAGUGGACACAAGAGGAUCAGUCAUGGAGUGAUCCUAAGGAAUCAUGCAUACAGUGUAAAUGGAACUGCACAACGGAACUGAACCCUGAUCAGCUGAUAAAAGGCGAAAGGUAUAAGGCACGCGUUCGAGUAAAGGACAAUUCAAGAAACACCAAGUCAACCUGGAGUGACUGGGGCCCUACUACAUCAUGGGUAUCACCCAUCGGAAGACCAAAACCACAAACAUCAGAUUUUUCUGGUCUUUGGGGCAUCGUUGCCGGUGCAACAGCGUUGGCUGUGUUUCUGGUUGUCUUACGAUACAAGACCGACAAAACCACCUGGGUUUACAUAGUAAAGCGAAUCAGAGGUCCGCCCCUUCCGAACCCAGAGAAAUUCUUCCAGCAGAAUGGAAAUUUCCUGAGUUGGUUGAGCCCUCACUUCAACAAUGAAUCCUUUCAAUCCAUCUUUAAACCAGUGGAAAUCGUCCCUGUAGAAGUGACCUCCAUUGUGAACGCUGUCACACCCUGUGGGCCAGAGGCGGCGCUGCUAGAAAAAAUGAGAAGUGAAAACAGCCACUUGUCGACCAGUUCCAACUACUCCAACCCCAUCUACUCCUGUCCUCCUCCUCCUGUCACCUCGCUCACUGCGGGGAAUCUGCCGCCCUGCGACACUGAUACACCUUAUGGGCCUGUUGUUAGUCAAAGCGAAGGGAAAAAUGAACAACAGGAUAGGGAUGAAGAGAGAAGGAGAGAAGUAGAGACCCGCCAGUUGCUCUCCAAAUGUAGCAACAGCAGUGAGCUUAUGCCGGUGAUUUUAGACUAUGAGAAGGUUGAAAAGGUCCAGGUCGAGCGCUCCAGGCUCCAGAGUCUAGAUUCAGGCAUGUGCAGUGGUGAAGAGCUCAGUCAAGAGAGUCUGGAGGCAGAUAGCAUCACUAUGAGUGAUAGUCACGACGAGGAGCCUGAAGGUGAGGAGGAGAGGGAGGGAGGGAAUGAGAAAGAAACAGAUUUAAAGAAGUUGUUUGGAGGCGGUGGAGAUAUUUUUGGCAAAGGGUCCAUUCAGGUUUGUUCCGGUUACGAGCAAGUCCAGAAGCUGCAGGCUGACUGCCCCGAGCUACCUAGCAUGGAUUCAGACAUUAGCAGUGGAGGUGAGGAGCAGGUGAGUCAGGAGGAGAGUCUGGAGGAUGCUGAUAAGUCCACUGAAUCUACCAGCCUCCUUCUUCCUCCUCCAUUUAGCACCUUACCGUGCUCCUUGCCCUCUUUCUCACCACUGCCUUUGAACUUCUCUGGGCCAGGUUUUAGUCCAGCUCUGCGACCUUUGUCAAGUCAUUUACUUGAGAGGAUUGCUCUACUGCCAACUAACAGGUCAGUAGAGCCCUCUAGCGAUGGAUACAUGCCAGUAAGACAGGAACAGAGCUGAGAACAAAAAGAAAUCUCUCCAACAGGCCUAAUAGAAAAUGCUGUACAAUACAUCAUGACAGCCUGACUACUAGAGAGUAAGUCAGACAUGCUUGUUCACUGUUCGUAGUAGUAGGUAACAUUAAAAAGACAUUUAUUCAACGCUCAAUGUCCGACUCUCAAAGACGGUACAAUAUAUGAAUGUAUUUUUGUUUCACACUGCUUUAUUUAGCAUAUUUCUCACGUGUAUUUAUUAUUUGAGAAAACAAGAGGCUAAUAUUUUUCCAAUUAUGCUUUGGUUGUUUUUUAUACAAAAAAAAUUUGGGGAAAAAAUAUGUACUUUUGUGUUACGUAUUGUGACAGUUUGCAGGGAGAAAGAUGUAUGGGCAAUGUCUACUGUACCUGCUUGAAGGGUUUUUACACUGCUGUGUUGCUGGUGACACGGUAUAAUGUCUUCACGAUCAGCCAUUGUAAUACAAUAGCUCAAGAGACACUUUUUACUUGUUUAUUCAAGAUGGAUACAUGCAGAUUAUAUGGAAUCCUGGGUAAUUUAAUAGAUUUUAUUUUUUUAUUCAAAAAAUUACAAAUAUGUGGCUGCACCAAAGGCAUACUGUCUAUAAGUGUAGAUUGACUUAUCUCUAAAGCACAUGAUGUGAAUGGAUUGUAACGAAUCUCAAAACCUGAGACCUUCCCCAAAUUUCUCAAUUGCAUAUUACAGCCUGUGGACCAACUUCUAUGUAGAGGACACGUGCCGAAUUUUUCACAGAAAAUGCAAAGGAUGUGAUAAAUAUCAAUCAGGAAAUCCCUCUCUGCCAGAAAGCCGUCUGGGAUCAUCUCUUUUCAGCUUCGCUACAGUGCUACAGUGUGCAGCCAUAACAUUAGCUAACAUUAGCUAACAUUAGCUAAGAAAUGGAGUCCGCUAAUGUCAACAAACGACCGGCACCCACCACAACACAGAGUCCACACCAACUGGGUCUCACUCCGAAGUCUUGGUCAGUGACUUUCAACACCAGACACCGAUAAAAAAGCCGGGGGGCUCAGGGCCAUGCAGCAUAGUUAGCUGGGCAGCUAACGAGUCUAUUCUCAGCUAAGGUUAGCCAACUAGCUGUAAAGCUGCAUGGAUCUCUAAAGGAGCUCUAAAGCUGCAUGGAUCCGCUGUUGAUUCCUUUGUAACUGGCAGCUGCUUCAGACUAUCCCUCCACAUCGUGUUACAUCGGAUGCCCUUAAAUAUGGAACUCGGUCACGUCAUGAUAAAACCUGUGGUCUCAGCUUAACCCCUGAAAAGAUGGGCAAGUAGGUACGUCCUUAUUAUUCACUUAUCAUUCGUCCUUAUAUUCUCAACAAUACUAUUGCGAGACAUAGUAUUGUUGACAUUCAGCUCCGUAACGAUCUCCCUCCAGCCAGCUGUGGCCGUAUUUAGGUUUUUGUAGUGAUUAGGGGAGGUAUCAGAUAAAUAACUCCUCAUUUCAGGUGAAUGAAUCUGCUGUUCCUCGUCCAUUGGGUUGCUUUCAAUGUGAGUGACAGAAUGAAAAUAGAAACGGGGCAUCUGACAAAAGUUCAGCUCUGUGGUUCACUUAACAGCCUCCAAGAGGGGUGUCACUAAAAACAAGAAUUUUCUGAAAGUAAGUCACGAAACCUUUAUGUGAUUUAUUUAUUUAUUUUUAUUUUUUACUGAGUCAGUCAUAAAUGUAUCCUGUCAUAUUGUCACUGUAUUCAUUGUUCAAGGCCAACAAUCAUGUUGAAUGCACUUCCUACCUCAAGCAUUUGCAAAGCAUGUAUUUUUUAAUGUUCUGAAACCUGCACUGUGUGUCGCAGUCUUCCUCUCUUUUAUUGGUGCAUUGCUACUGUAUUAACUGCAUCCACUGUUUGUGCCCUCUGGAGUCGACAGAAAUGUUCACUGAGUCUGCUGUGGGUCGUGUGUGUGUUCUCUGCUGGUUCAAGAGGACAUAAACAACCGGCGUCAUCAGUCACAUGUUAAAUAUGUGUAAACUGGCAACUAUAUUAAAAAGUACUGACUGUUGGUAUUUAACCUCUGUAAACCAUGUUAAGACUCAUCUAACAUUGUAUGAUUAUGUUUUUUGUUAUUUUUAUUUUUAUUUUCAUAUUGCUGAAAAUAUGUGGCAUGCUCUAUGAAAAUUAUUAUAUGCUGCAACAGCUCAUUUCUAGAUAAACCUGGAUUUAUGUCAUCUUGAUUGUUGGUCAUUUGGAAAUUUACUCAUUUCAUCCGAGUACUCGGCUCAACCGUGGUAUUUUGUUUGAUAUUUGGAGUAAAAAAAGAAUUCUGAUAUUAUCGUACACAUUAAAAUCUCUUUCCAACAGUGUAUAAAACUCAGAAUGUGUUUGAGGGUUUGACUUCAGUUUGACUGAAGAAUGAUAAAUCAAUUCACAUUUAUUAUUUAAGAGAUGAAGGUUUUCAUGUAUUCACAAUAAAGGAAACUCAUAUUGGCA